AUGGAAGGUAGCAAGUGCGGUAAAGAACAUUUUACAUACAAAAAUGAAACUUAAAUGAAAGAAAGAGACCCUCUUUUAAAUAAGUUUAUAUUAGACACCUUAGCCUACUCUGCUAUAGGUGCUGUUGCAGGUUUUACUGCAGGAAUUUUCUUAAAACGCCCUACUUUUUGGAGCGUUUUCUUCUCUGGUGUUGGUGCUCAUUAUGCUUAUUCUACAGGUCCUGUUAAAUUCAGAUACUGGUGCUGA
Molecule: messenger RNA, 246 nt
Organism: Tetrahymena thermophila SB210
Lineage: Eukaryota; Ciliophora; Oligohymenophorea; Hymenostomatida; Tetrahymenidae
Product: transmembrane protein, putative
Exons: 1
Source: RefSeq, a predicted model, not a curated record